CAUUUAAAAAAUACAUAUUUUAUACAGAUACCAUUGAGGGAGACAAAAAGAAUACACGAAAAUAAUAUAUGAUAGGAUAAAUAACUGGUAUUUCUUCUAUUGGUAUCGGAGGGGUCUAAAACGUAAACCGCCUUUUUUGUUCUUUUUUUGCUUUUCCUGAAAAAUCGUACUUUUUGGUCUUUUAGUAUCAAUUACUCAGGCUACAAUUGACCUACCGAGUCCGGACUUCUUUUAUUUGACGCAGAAUCGCCUUAUCUACGAAAACAGUGCAGGCGGUUUUUCCAAAAUGUAUUUAGUUAAAAAAAUAAAAAAUUUGAAGUGUGAAAAAACAAAAAAUUUUGUUUAAAGUUGUCCUGUUUUGUAGUUUAGACUUUGUAGAAUCUAAAAAAAGGUUGAGUACGAUCGGAUAAGGAUAAGGCAUAACUGAGAAAAAUCUACCGAAAAAUCGCGAAUCGCGAAGUUGAGCCUACAAGCGAAUGGUCAUUUUACGAGCCGUGUAUUACGAUCGCGUAAGGAAAUCUCAUAAUAUUCGACUGAUUAACAUUUAAUGCAUUAAUACUGAAUUUUACUGUUGUAGCCUCUUACGCGUUCGAAUUAUUUAAAAAUCUCAUCCAUCCGAUGAUAAUAUUGAACCGACGAACAUCGUAUCGUCGAUAUGUGGAUCACACGGAUAAAUGGUACAACACCGAAUGAUCUAUAAAUCGAAACGUGAGAUGUAAAAAUGAGCGGAACCGGUGGUUCAAAGGUGCACAGAAUGAGUGGUCUGAAAAAUACAGAGUCAACGCGCGACGCGAUAACUACGUGCUUCAUCGAGCAGAGCAAGCGAAUGGAAGAAUUUGCAAAGUCAUCCGCGUCACCUACGAUCACGAGUGCUGUUUCACGGUCGGACUUUCCUUCGUGACUGUUUUGUGCGCGUUUUUCUGUUGAUCACAAAUAUUUGAUUAUGAUCAAUAACAACUGUGCGAUUCUCAGCUCACUACAGUGACACGUAUAUAUAUACAUAUAAAUAGUUAUAUCCCGUUUUAUCUUCGAUAUAUCAAUUUCUCGUUCGUUCUUGUCGCACCUUCUUUUUUACCUUGUUUCGUGACUCGUACUCGUUGUGUACAUGUAUAUACAAGAAUGUACAAGUGUGUCAAGCAUGGGCAGUGUACGGGUUUCUUGAGAAGCCGAUCGUGAAUAUCAGGCUAAUUCGUAAUAGGCUUCUUGCUUCUUCGUAACGUGCCGACGGAAACGUUACACAUGACAAUUCAGUAAGGGAGGAUAUAGUCUAUAUACGUAUAUGUGGUGUGUAGUGACAAAACGGAACAUCUAAUGUUUGUUUCUCGACAAAGGGGAGACUGUCAGUGUUCAAGAUCUCGUCGAAACACGUGCGUAUGUUAAUUCUGUGUUUGACGCGUGCCCAUGAUCAACGACAUACCGUGCUCGUUGAGACGCAGAUCCAACGUAUUUGUUUAAUUCCUGCGUCGUCAUCGUAUAACAUCAAUGAAUUAAUCGUCGAAUUAUGAUCGUACGGUCGCACCUUUUCCCCCCCCCUCUUUAUUUAGUCUGCGUCAAGAAAAUUAUCGAACAACUUAUUUCUUCGAUAAUUUUCACUUUUUAAUACUGCCCGAGGCUCGUCGAUCGUUCAAUUUAUUUUAAUGGAUGAAGAAGAUCGUUAUGCAAAGAAAGGAGCUAGAAGUAGCUUCCAACCUCCGAACCUUGGAUCCAAUUUGCCCUUCAUGACAGAUGAUGACAAAGAUUUGGAAGAAAUAGAAAAGCAUGGAGAUCUUGGUGACAUGACAUUUUACAUGACCAAUUACAUUAAAGAUGCCAUGAAGAUGAUGUUUAUAAUGCGUAGUCAUCAUAUGCUUACCGAUGUUAUACUCGAAGUAGGAUCAGAACUAUUCUAUGCGCAUAAAGUCAUUUUGGCUGCUGCGAGCCCAUACUUUAAGGCAAUGUUUACUGGAGGUUUAAAGGAAUCUGAAAUGACUAGAGUAAAACUUCAAGGUGUGUGUCCGACAACUAUGGCACGCCUAAUGUAUUUUAUGUAUACAGGUCAAAUAAGGGUUACAGAGAUUACUGUGUGCUCGCUUUUAUCGGCAGCCACCAUGUUUCAGGUUAGUAAUGUCAUAGAAGCGUGUUGCGUUUUUCUGGAAAGACAAUUAGAUCCCACAAAUGCUAUUGGAAUUGCAAAUUUUGCUGAACAACACGGUUGUCACAAUUUAAACCAAAAAGCGAAUCAGUUUAUUGUUCAACAUUUUAGUCAAAUAUGUCAAGAAGAGGAGUUUCUACAAUUAUCGGCAAUACAACUGAUAGCGCUGGUGAGAAAGGAUGAGCUAAAUGUGCAAGAAGAGAGAGAAGUAUACAAUGCUGUGUUAAAAUGGGUGAAGUAUAACGAGGAAGCGAGAGGACCUAAAAUGGAACAUAUACUACAUGCUGUGAGGUGUCAGUAUUUAACUCCAAAUUUUUUACGGGAACAAAUGAAAAACUGUGACGUAUUAAAAAAAGUACCUGCGUGUCGGGAAUACCUUGCGCAAAUCUUUAAGGAUUUGACUCUUCACAAGAAGCCGGUAGUGAAAGAAAGAACGCCUAAUACUCGAAGGGUAAUAUAUAUUGCGGGUGGUUUUCUGAAACAUUCGCUGGACGUAUUGGAAGGAUACAAUGCGGAUGACAGGACGUGGACUCAACACGCCAAGUUGGUUGUUCCUAGAUCUGGUUUGGGUGGAGCAUUCUUGAAAGGCAUGUUUUAUGCUGUUGGUGGCAGAAACAAUUCACCAGAGACCAGAUACGAUAGCGAUUGGGUUGAUAAAUACAAUCCUGUAACAGAUCAAUGGAGGCCUUGUAGUCCAAUGUCUGUGGCAAGAAAUCGCUUAGGAGUAGCUGUGAUGGACGGGUUGUUGUAUGCUGUUGGAGGUAGCGCAGGUGCGCAAUAUCACAGUAGCGUUGAGUGUUACGAUCCAGACCAAGAUUCAUGGACAAAUGUAAAACCGAUGCACAUAAAAAGAUUAGGAGUUGGAGUGGCAGUGGUCAACAGAUUACUCUAUGCUAUCGGUGGUUUCGAUGGGACAAAUCGGCUCAAUUCUGUAGAAUGUUAUCAUCCAGAAAACGACGAAUGGACGAUGGUUUCAUCUAUGAAAUGUAGUCGUUCGGGAGCAGGGGUAGCUAGUCUUGGACAGUAUAUAUAUGUUGUAGGAGGAUACGAUGGAAAUAAGCAGUUAAAUUCUGUUGAAAGGUACGACACGGAGCGAGAUGUGUGGGAAUACGUUAGUAGCGUUAGUAUUGCUCGCAGUGCGCUCAGUGUAACAGUUCUAGACGGAAAAUUGUAUGCAAUGGGGGGAUACGAUGGUGAACAUUUUUUAAAUAUCGUAGAAAUCUACGAUCCUACAAAAGAUACUUGGGAACAAGGUGUAGCUAUGACUUCAGGUAGAUCGGGUCAUGCAAGUGCAGUGUCUUACCAUCAAUGUCCUGUACAUUGCGAUCACUUAGAUCACAAUAUAUCGUUAGAGAAACCACCGUCGUGAUACAUGUAACAUUUUUGGACUUUAGUUUAGCCGUUGAUAUAAAGAAAUUUUUAAAUAGGAAAACUUUGUACAAGAAGAAAGGGAGGAGAACACACAGCAACAAAUGUCAGAGUGAACACUCGAAACAGUAAAGAAAACCCUUCCUCAAUUACCACAGACUGAUCACCUUUCAAGCAUCGAAUAAGUCUAGUUCCUGAUAUCACAGAUAUGUUUUCAAAGAAUUUCAAGAUUCUAACGAUUAAUCGUCAUAAUUAAUUUUAUUCCUCGAAGGACCAGUGAUUUACUUCCAUUAAAAAUAGGAUUCAGUAUAAUGUAUAUAUUUUUAUAAAAUCAUAAGGCCUAAACAAAUGUAUAUAUAAGUAUAUGCGCGUGUGCGUGCGUGCGUGCGUGCGUGCGUGCGUGCGUGCGUGCGUGCGUGGCUGUGUCUGUGUCUGCGAGUGUCGCUUGUGCGUAUGGGUAAUAUUAUUUUUGAGAAAUUUUUAUAGAAUUUUCUUAUUUGAAUCCCUGUAUAUUUGUAAUAUAUGUUAAAAUAAUAUUUCAAAUAUAUAUGUAUGAAAAUA
Molecule: messenger RNA, 4060 nt
Organism: Hylaeus anthracinus
Lineage: Eukaryota; Metazoa; Arthropoda; Insecta; Hymenoptera; Colletidae
Gene: Keap1
Product: kelch-like ECH-associated protein 1
Exons: 7
Coding region: 1638-3500 (620 amino acids)
Molecular function (GO): protein binding
Source: RefSeq, a predicted model, not a curated record